Penaeus indicus is the source of this 2841-nucleotide messenger RNA. RefSeq lists its product as uncharacterized. NCBI's taxonomy places the organism in Eukaryota, Metazoa, Arthropoda, Malacostraca, Decapoda, Penaeidae. The record is from RefSeq and is a predicted model, not a curated record. The transcript is spliced from 7 exons. Bases 1 to 2841 code for a protein of 946 amino acids.
AUGGACGAAAAAGUUAUCGAAACUGUACUCGGUAUGGACGAAAAAGUUAUCGAAACUGUACUCGGUAUAGUGGAUAGAGUGACGCCAAAUGGCCCGGAAGAACAAAGAAUAGUUCUUGGUCAAUUGGUUGACCUGAUCUGUCGAGGCUCGCUAAUGCCUAAGACACAGUCGUUAUCGUCAACGGACAAGCCAAAUACAACAGAACAACUUAAACCGUCUAAUGACAGUUCAGUGCAAUCACAAGAAAAUAUAGUGAACCCAGUACAAAGCUCAGUGAAUCCAGGAUCGUCACAAAGUCUAGCGUAUCCAACUUUACCAAAAGUGGAAGUUAAACAGGAAUAUGACCCCUCCCCAUACGCGGUGCCAGAUGUCUCCCAACUUGGUCAGUCGGACAUAGAACGACUCCUAGCGUGGCAACAGUAUCAACAGUAUGUUAAGUCAGAGCAAGACUUUAAAUCACAGCAGCUGAACGUGUUGAUUCCGAUGUCUCCAUGUGGCCUUCAAAGUCGUUUUGUGCCUAAUCAUCUGCGUUAUCUUCCCCUCAACCCAUAUUGGCACGUACCACAGAUACCACUACCGCCGCCACUGCCAUGGCCAGCAAAGGAUCAGCAGCAGCAGCAGCAAGAGCAAGAAGCACCUCACCAGUCACCUCAACAAGAACCAACACAACAGCAACUAGCGCCCCAUCACCAUAAUCAGAUUCAACAAAAUCCGCAACAUGCGACACAACAACAACAUCAACCACAACAACGCCCAGAAUAUAAUAAUCACUUUUAUCAGCAGCAACAACCUAUCUACGUGGGCCAUCAGCAGCACCUACAGCCCCAGUACCAUCACCAAGUAACGCAGCAGCAACGUCAACCCGCCCUGCCGUUACAGAACGAGGAACAAUACGUGGGCCAUCAGCAGCACCUACAGCCCCAGUACCAUCACCAAGUAACGCAGCAGCAACGUCAACCCGCCCUGCCGUUACAGAACGAGGAACAAGCACAAAGGCAGCAACACACACAGCAGCAGCAUGCGCCAGAACAUACACCACGGCAACAACAGUACGUGGGCCAUCAGCAGCACCUACAGCCCCAGUACCAUCACCAAGUAACGCAGCAGCAACGUCAACCCGCCCUGCCGUUACAGAACGAGGAACAAGCACAAAGGCAGCAACACACACAGCAGCAGCAUGCGCCAGAACAUACACCACGGCAACAACAGUACGUGGGCCAUCAGCAGCACCUACAGCCCCAGUACCAUCACCAAGUAACGCAGCAGCAACGUCAACCCGCCCUGCCGUUACAGAACGAGGAACAAGCACAAAGGCAGCAACACACACAGCAGCAGCAUGCGCCAGAACAUACACCACGGCAACAACAGUACGUGGGCCAUCAGCAGCACCUACAGCCCCAGUACCAUCACCAAGUAACGCAGCAGCAACGUCAACCCGCCCUGCCGUUACAGAACGAGGAACAAGCACAAAGGCAGCAACACACACAACAGCGAUGUAUCCAACAACAGGAGCAAGAACACAGUAUACAGGGACAGCAACACAGACAGCAACAGCAUCUAGCGUUCACAGCGUUGCAGGAACCACAACAAGAGCACCAACACCAGAUGGUACAGGAGCAAGAACACAGUAUACGGGGACAGCAACAGCAUCUAGCGUUCACAGCGUCGCAGGAACCACAACAAGAGCACCAACACCAAAUGGUACAGGAGCAAGAACACAGUAUACAGGGAAAGCAACAACAGGGACAGGAACAGCAUCUAGCGUUCACAGCGUCGCAGGAACCACAACAAGAGCACCAACACCAAAUGGUACAGGAGCAAGAACACAGUAUACAGGGAAAGCAACAACAGGGACAGGAACAGCAUCUAGCGUUCACAGCGUCGCAGGAACCACAACAAGAGCACCAACACCAAAUGGUACAGGAGCAAGAACACAGUAUACAGGGAAAGCAACAACAGGGACAGGAACAGCAUCUAGCGUUCACAGCGUCGCAGGAACCACAACAAGAGCACCAACACCAAAUGGUACAGGAGCAAGAACACAGUAUACAGGGAAAGCAACAACAGGGACAGGAUCUCUACACAGUCAUCCACGAUUAUACAGAUCUCGAUCUCGAUGCACUGAACGCGGAUAUUUUGGCAAUGCAACAGCGAGAUCAGCAGGAACAGGAAAAUCGUAAAGUGAACGAACAAGUCCCUCUACAACAACAACCCCAAGAUAUCCUAGGGUCGUUGCUGGAGAAUGUGAUUAAUCAAGACGCUCCAGUUAAUAACGACCCUCUCAUCAAGCGGACGCUCGACAUAGAGUCCUUCUCCAUUCAGCCCCUCUCAAAAAAAAAAAAAAUUGAUGACAGGGACGGUCUAGGAAAUAACGGUAACGACAGUCAUGCUAACAGCAACGAGGAUGAUAUAGAAAAAAAUGCAGAAACAGAGCUGGUAAUAGAUACAGCAACGGAAGACCUAGAUAUAAGAUGUGGUGAGGAUGAGGAGGAGGAGAAUACUGCUGCUGCUCCUGGUUGGGAUAAAGAUAGCAGCUACAACGAUGAUGUGAAUUAUUGGUCGGAUGAUAGCAGAAGGUAUAACAUCUUUAGGUUUUUUACCAAGAACACGGUAUUUGACAGCUUUAUAAAAGACGGUGAUCUAGUCGACACUGUCGAGAAACUCAGAUCUAUGCUACGUGAAUUACUAGAAAAUAUUAUAGGUGGAAAACGGGGGCGCGGGGGCGCGGGGGGCGCGUGGCGGACGGUGGACGAUGGUGGACGAUGGUGGACGGCGGCGGGCGGCGACGACGGCGGCGACGGCGGCGACGGCGGCGGCGACCCCGCAUGGCCCAUCCCAUAG